Molecule: messenger RNA, 1018 nt
Organism: Coccinella septempunctata (seven-spotted ladybird)
Lineage: Eukaryota; Metazoa; Arthropoda; Insecta; Coleoptera; Coccinellidae
Product: N-alpha-acetyltransferase 40
Exons: 5
Coding region: 211-951 (246 amino acids)
Cellular component (GO): nucleus
Molecular function (GO): histone H4 acetyltransferase activity; histone H2A acetyltransferase activity; protein N-terminal-serine acetyltransferase activity
Source: RefSeq, a predicted model, not a curated record
UAUUCUAUGCUCAGUAGAAUUGCCGCUUGUUGGUUGUGGUUAUGCUAUGUUUUUAAAAAUAAUCAACGUUUUUUAUAGCUUCUCGGUUAUUUCAGAAUUUUAAUUGAACAUGUUUGUAUGAAUGUGAAAUUGUCCCUAGUAAUAUUUCAUAAAAUUUGUGUUGGACGUAGAUAAUUAUUUCUGAGCGUUUUCAUUAAUUGAUAAUCCAAAAUGGGGAGAAAAUCUAAUCCUAAAAGCAAAGAAAAAAGAUUACAGAGGAAGGAGGAACAGAUAAGAAUAAGCCAAGCUAUGCAAGCUGUUGCUGUGGCUAACAAAUUGGAGGAUCCAAUGGAGCCUUUUCCUGUUUUCAGAAAAUUCAACAAAAAUGGAAUAAAUGCCGAAUUAUAUGUUAAAAAAGGCAGCUAUCUAGAAGAAGGGCUCAAACAAUGGGCUUUCAAUUUAACGAAGAAAAAUAUGCAACAAAAAUAUGAAUCUUGCUCUUGGGGAUGGUCAGAUGCAAAAAAAUUAGAAGAAUUGAAUGAUGAAUCAGCCUGGUAUCUUGUUGCGAAAUCAAUUGAUAAUGGUACUUUGUUAGGCUUUUCCCAUUUUAGGUUUGAUAUGGAUGAAGGUAUCGAAGUAUUAUACUGUUAUGAAUUGCAGUUAGAAACGAGUGUUCAACGUAAAUCACUGGGAAAAUUUAUGAUGCAGAUUUUAGAACUAAUUGCAUUCAAAAAUAAUAUGAGAAAAGUUGUUUUGACAGUAUUGAAGAACAAUCCUCAUUCAAAAUUCUUCAAAGCUAUCAACUAUGAAGUAGACGAAUCCUCUCCAAUGGAUGAUGAAGAUGAUUAUUCUUAUGAAAUAUUGAGCAAAAUAAAUAAAAAGCUUUUACCUGCCAAAACAUCUAAUUCUACUAGUUUAAGUAAAACUCCACAUGUACAUUCACAUUGCUGUUCAGGUCAUCAUCAUCAUUAAUUAAUUUAUAAGACAACUUCCAUGAUGUAAAGAUUAUAAGACCAAGAAUAAAAUCUUAAUGAAUCUC